AUGUGUGCAAAGCAUUGUGUUGCAGUGGGGCAUUUAAAUUUGCUGUGUUGAUACGAUAUACGGCCGGCUCAACGUGAAGAAAGAGAAUUUCUUGCACUUGGAAGAUCUGACUUUUCUGUGAGAUCUAGGAACAAAAUUCUCGUUGUUUUCUUUUUGAAGAUCUGAGUCGAUUUUACUUUUUUUGAUAUCAUCAUUUUCCACUGAAUUGAAGUGCCGAAGUGAAGUUAAGUGAAGUCAAGUCAGAGUCAGACUUCUCAAUCAUGCCAGGAAUAGAUGACUGGGUGAAUUCACCUCUUGACAUUGUACAGAGUUUAUUUGAUGCUGAAAAUAAAGAAUGGAGUAACAAUGUCGACGGGUACUUCAAAAAUCGUCUGAGUGAUUUCACAGCAUGGCAGAGGAUUCCAUCUCUUAACCACACACCGCUCCACACAUUAAAGCCCAACUCACUGGUCCGGUACCGAUGUAUGGUGCAGGAUAUGUUUGAUCCAGAGUACUACCUUGGGGUCUACGAGGUCCAAGAUAAAGCCAGCAAUACCACAUUCCUAAGAACUGGGAAGUAUCAGGAUAUAGCAGAGAAUAGUCGCGAUCUAGAAGUCAACCUUGAAUCAAGAAGGAAUGUCACUUGUGAUCGUCAGACAUUAUAUUGUGUUCCAGUACCAGGAGAAAACAACUGGAUCAAACAAGGCUAUGAGGAAACGAGCCAAAAGAUGACGGGUCCCCAACUUGACCCCAGUUCUAGUUCUACAUCCAGGGUCAAGAGAGCUCUUGAUAUUGACGAGACCACGCCCUCAACAUCCCAAGAUUCCUCAGUGACCCCUCAGCAGAAUGGUGAUGCGGUAGCCAUGGAGAACGGCGGGGAUGAAGGAGAUGCGGAGAAGAGGAGCAGAACGUCGGAUGGUGGAGCGGCAGGAGCAGGCACUAAUACCACCGUGAAUCUUAACUUCCCCAUUCCAGGGGAAACAGGGACUGCUUGUCUUGUUAAAGUUUACGAUCAGAUGGAUGUGUUCAAAGUAACAGAUAUGGUAGAGUUUGUAGGUGUUCUCUCAGUAGAUCCGUCAUUGGCACAUUUUGCUGACUCAGAAGAAGGGCAAAGUUUAGGAGAUGCAGUCGAGUCAAUGGAAUGUAUAGAGGAGCAGAACGCCCAUUCUCCGCCCCCAUCACUGGUUCCCAGGUUACACGUGAUCGCAUCUCGGAAGCUCUCUCAUAUCAACCCUCACUUACCGCAUGAUAUCAACUCCAUCAUGGGAAAAUCAUUGGUAGAGAAUGUACUGAAGGAGGCGGGUGUCAUCAGAGACCAGCUGAGAUGGCUCCUCAGUCAAGUUCUUUUAUGCGAUGCCCUAACAGCAGAUUAUCUCAUCCUCCAUCUUUUAUCAUCAGUAUAUGCAAGGAGAGAGGUUUGUGCUAUAGGGAAGCUGAGUUUAAAUCUCUCUGGUAUCCCCCAAGAUCCAGAGUUUGUGACGACCCUCUACUCAUUAAUAGAACAGCUUGUCUCAAAAUCCCACCUCAUGCCUCUGACGUUGGCUAACAUGAACAAAAUGAAGUUAAUACCCAAAAAAGACUACACGGCAAACAGGUUAACCAGUGGCUUACUUCAGCUCACUGAACGAACGCACCUUGUUUUGGAUGAAACUGCUAUGCAGCCCGGCAAGUUGGAUUCUCAUGGAUUGAUGAAUCUGGCUGCCCUCGGAAACGUCAUCUCGUGGCAGAAGGUUGAUUAUGACUUCCACUAUCAAAAGACAGAGUUCCCCACCAACAUCGGGGUCCUGGUCCUAUCGGAUGGAAAGUCCAUUCUCCCUACCGAUUGCCGAGUCCAUCUGCAGCCUAAGAGGGACGAGGUCAACAUGGCCGACGUCCAAGCCUCGGUCCAGCAGGCUCUUAGGUCUGGGACCAUCGACCUGGAUAAGAUCAGGACCUUCCUUGAAGUCUUACCGCUCCUGGAAUACACCAUGUCUGAAGAUGUUCAAAAGUUUGUUGAACAAGACUUUGUGGAGGCAAGGAAGAGUGACCCAAACAAAAUGACCCCAGAGGACUUCCAGCAUCUUCUUGUGAUCACAAGAUUACUGAGUCUGUCGUUGGGUCAGCCAUCUUUGACAAUGCAGAUCUGGGAGAGGGCGAAGAGGAUGGAAGCCGAGCGCAAGAACCGUCUCCAGAAUGCCACCCGUCCUGCUGCUUCACCUGCCAAUGCUGCACAGUAAAAACUGGAUUACAAAGACUGGUAUUCCAUUGUAAGAACAUUUUCCAUCUACUUCUGCUGCACAGAUGAAUCAAGAUUACAAAGACUGGUAUCCCAUUGUAAGAACAUUUUCCAGCUACUUCUGCAGCACAGUUGACCCAAGGUUACAAAGACUGGUAUCCCUUUUCAAGAACAUUUCCAGUUACUUCUGCAGCACAGUUGACCCGAGAUUACAUAGACCGGUAUCCCUUUGCAAGAACAUUUCCAUCUACUUCUGCUGCACAGUUAAUCUUUUUGAUGAUGCUCCAUGGACAUACUAGUUCUUUUCACAAAUAAAAAUUACAAAAAGUGGGUUAUUAAGAAUUCCAUAUCUACGAGCCGUCCGGGGAGCCAGUUGAAUCUCGUCAAUGGGUAAAUACUCGUUAUUAUUAUUAUUUAUUUGGAAAUGAAGAUUAUGCAAAGAAUACUUGAGAUGGUCUGAGACACAAACUUGCACCUAUUGACCAAUCAAAAUGAUGUGCUCUCUCUUCAUUAUCUAUUGGUAGUAACUUAAAGUUUUCAUCUGGAAGGUGGCUCCCGAUUGGUCAUUUUCAUGCAACUUUUUAAGCAAAGUUCUUGACAGUGACACAUGAAGCAUUAUGACAAAUAUUUUCUUGUAGAAGUUUGAUCUUAGAUGCAAGGUUUCCAGAAGCUUAUCAUAAAUGCAAAUGGAGAUCAUUGACAAGGCACUGCAUGAAAUGCUCUGUGCAAAGUCUUUUGGUAUUUAGAGGUUGCUAUAUUCUGGGCUUAUAUGCCAUAUUCCUUUUUUCAAUCACGUAUCAUCUGCUGUGUUCAUUAUAGAUUGCUUUGAAUUUAUUUAUCACAUUUACCUGCCAUUUUGACUCUUGUAUAGCAAUAAUAUCUGUAAAACAGCCUUAAAAACUGACAUAAUAUCUGUCUCCGUUUAAGGGUUCGUGCCUCUACACAUUUCAUGAAAUCUCUGAAUUGUUCCCCAGAACUGAAGAUUUUGAAAUUGCCCUGAAAACAAUGAUAAUGUUCCAGUUCUUGCUUGAAUAUAGUAGUUUGAACUUGAUUUGUAUUAUCAAAGUUUUGAAAUAAGGGAUAUUCGUGAAACCUUGUUUUAAGUAAAUAAGUCUAGGCUUAGCAAUUAAAGGUUUUACAACAUUCUGCUUUCAAGAAGAAGCAUUAUUAUUACUAUAUCAAGUAGAAUACUCACUGUUGAUGAGGCCAAUAUUCUUUGGUUGGUCACUGUUUGCUUCAUAAUGCCUAAAAGAAGAGGCCUACAUAAAUAAAUAUGAGGAUGUGAUGAUAUUUUUUUGAAAUCAAAAUAAUUCAAAUUUUGUACCAUUGUAAUCAAACCUAUUCAAGAUGAGCUAAUAGGGGAAAACACAAUUUUACAAAUAUGGAAUUGUUUUUAUUAAGCAUAUUGCAUGAUGGUUCUGGGGAGUCUUUCAUCCAGAUUUUCAUUUGACAAGAUGUCAUAUCUGACAACUUUCCUUGAAUUUGAUUGGCUGAGAAGCACUGUUACUAUGGUAACUGCCGGAUAAAAUGGGACUUGACGGAUUAAACAUCUGACAAGUCCUUUCGUGAAACACUCCCCUCAUGUCAGGAUAGGGUUUCCUAGACCCUGUUACAUAAAGCUUAGCGAUUAAUUGUGGGUCUGUUCUCUGUGAUUGAUUGCAUGGAUUAUUGUAUGUGAUCAAUCGUAGAAAUCAAUCCUGCAAUAAAUUGCAAAGCUUUAUUUUACAGGGCUCUGUUCAACAUGUGGUUCUUCCUAAUAAGAAUUGGAAUUAGAAUGGAUGGUGAGGAACAGUUGAGAUGAAAUUCAAAAGAGAGAUAAACUGUGUGUGUAGGCAUGUAGGCAUACAGUAUGUAGAUUUGAUAUCAAGGCAAGUCAAUAGGUCUAUUAUAAACGUCUUCUGAGUUUGCCUAUCUUGUACCAUGCCUCUAUUUUUAAUUUUUAAUGGUUUGAAAUUAUGCCUAUUCCUUCACCUGAACUCCUCUAUACCAGUAUUUCUUUUUCUUUUUACUUAUCUUUAAUGAUGUUAUAUACAAUUUGGUAAAAAGAAAGAAGAUAUUUCCAGAAUCCAGGAUGCCACUCGUGCCUUGAUUUUUUUUUCCUUUUCUACAGAGCAAAACAAUGACUACAUGUACACAUCCUGCCCCUUUUCUCUUUACGUGCCUCCAAGAUGGCACAAUAUAAAAGCAUAUUAUUAGCAUUAUGAUUAUAUAUAGUAUUUGUUUUAUUUUGUAAUAUCCAUGAUAUUUCUGAGAUGAAACUGGGAUGGCAUUUAAAUCCCUGUAUAUUUUGUACAGUGUGUUGUAUGUGAAGUAGUGUUGUCAAAAUAAGUGAUUGAUUAGUGUAUAUUUGAAUAUUCAUCAAAAUGAAAUGUAUAGUUUGUACAUAGACUUCCAUAAA
This is a messenger RNA of Lytechinus pictus (painted urchin), 4592 nucleotides long. RefSeq names its product mini-chromosome maintenance complex-binding protein-like. Bases 261 to 2195 code for a protein of 644 amino acids. The transcript is spliced from 14 exons. Gene Ontology annotation, biological process: DNA-templated DNA replication. The record is from RefSeq and is a predicted model, not a curated record. Lineage: Eukaryota; Metazoa; Echinodermata; Echinoidea; Temnopleuroida; Toxopneustidae. Gene Ontology annotation, molecular function: chromatin binding.